This is a messenger RNA of Electrophorus electricus (electric eel), 5476 nucleotides long. It is a transcript of the gene cabp7b, whose product is annotated as calcium binding protein 7b. The record is from RefSeq and is a predicted model, not a curated record. Gene Ontology annotation, cellular component: trans-Golgi network membrane. Gene Ontology annotation, molecular function: calcium ion binding. NCBI's taxonomy places the organism in Eukaryota, Metazoa, Chordata, Actinopteri, Gymnotiformes, Gymnotidae.
ACUGCAGAGAAGAAACGAAGGUGAAACAAUUUUUCCGCUUUCCCUCGAGCAAGUUCCUAUAUGCCACGAGCCAGGUCAAUUAAACCAAAAAGGAGUCGAUGUUCUGUACACUUAUAGCUAACCAGUGUAACCAUUGCACUGCUGUUUUUUUUUUCAACAUUUAAUAGAUUUCCUUUUGCACGUUUGAUGAAGUUAGUGAAGGAUGUUUAACCCAGCGGUGAAUGGAAUUUUUCAAGAUACUCGGAAUGCAAUACUAGAGACCGUUUAACUACCUGUAGGAUUGCAUCAAGAGCGUAGUGGAUGGCAUCGACUCAGGAGAAAACGGGGAUCAGUGUUAGCCUUCUGUGAAUCACGGGGAUCAGUAUUAGCCUAGUGUGACUCACACUUAUCUCUCUGCUUAAACGGUGUCUUCCACGGACAUUUCUCAGCUAUCGUCUUAAUAUGUCUGCCUGGUAAUCUGUGUAUUUACAAGGAAACCUCCUUCGAACGAAAACGAAUGGAACCCCCGUGACCAACGGAGAACUGACUCCGCGUUGCUCCAAAAUACGCGUGCGGACGCGUUGCAUUUAUCAGUCACAAUUUGUUCAUAAUCAGAGAAUGGAAGAUUAUUGGCAAUAACCGAAUGGCAUGUAUGUCUGAUCCAAUCGACUGUUAAUAGUAAGUGUCGCGUAUACAUUCGCCAUUUUAUCUGAGUGAACUCGAGAAUUUUCAUUACCUCCAACGAGCCUAAUGCAAAGAAAUCAGACACUUCGAUGGAGUGACCGUUCCUCAAUGGAGCCGCUCAAGUGAUUUCACCUAAACCAAAACACCACAUGCCCUCUUAGGGAUAUUACAACGAGCGCUAUGUAGUGAAGUUUGCGGCGGACAAACUACGACGUGCUUUAUGAAGUCUGAGUGUUGGUUUGCCUUCGCAGCAAUGCCAGUGCGUGCCGUGACCUCUAGGUUCAUGUACAGGGGACUUUGCUCUAUUCCAGAUAUCCUCUCAUACCGGACACCUGUCAGCCUCCCCGAAGACGAAGUAGAGGAAAUCCGAGAGGCCUUCAAAGUGUUUGACCGAGAUGGGAAUGGCUUCAUCUCAAAGCAGGAGCUGGGUAUGGCCAUGAGAUCUCUGGGCUACAUGCCAAAUGAGGUGGAGCUGGAGGUUAUCAUCAAGAGACUGGACAUGGAUGGUGAUGGCCAGGUUGGCUUUGAGGAGUUUGUAACACUUCUCGGGCCCAAGCUCACCACGACUGGCAUGCCCGACAAGUUUCACGGAGCAGACUUUGACUCCAUAUUCUGGAAGUGCGAUAUGCAGAAGCUGACGGUAGACGAACUGAAGAGACUGCUCUAUGACACUUUCUGCGACCACUUGACGAUGAAAGACAUCGAGAACAUCAUCAUGACCGAGGAGAGCCAUGUGAACAGCUCAGAAUGCCAAGUUGAUAUUGACACAAGCCCCAUGCAACAAGUCAAGCACACAUGUGUGCGAAAGAGCUUGAUUUGUGCCUUCGCCAUUGCGUUCAUCAUCAGCGUCAUGCUUAUUGCAGCCAAUCAGAUGCUCAGAAGAGGGAUGAAGUGAAUGGCUCCAUCCAAUCAAAUAUUCAAUUGUCCAUGUAUGCCCUUCAGUGUUUUUAAGGACAGAGACAAAAGGUUGAGACAAACAUGGAAUAUCAAUGUGUGAUGUAAAUGCAUGUUCUGUUCAACUGUGUCAAAGUUUAUGUAACUGAUAUACUGAUAUCUGAUACACUGAUACAAGGCAGUAGAAUGACAGGAGAGAUGUAGUAAUUCUGUAGCUUUUCUCUACUAGACCUUUGGUCUCAUUAACAAAGAAUGAAGGGCAUGCAAUCUCCAUGCAUUAAUACAGACAUGUGUUAAUAAGGGUGCGCAUUAAUAUGGGCGUACUGUAAAAUGCACAUCUUUAUAUGGGUUUGGGAUCUAUUCAUAUAUGUUCAUAAAUAUGUGUUGCAAUAGAUUGCAGUCAUGCAUUCAGCUAGUGUUACAAAACACAUCAGGAAGAUGCAAUGAGAAGGGACAAAGACCAAAAAAAAAUUAAAAAAAUAAAGGAAUUCUGAAUGAAUAAAUGAGAAAUAUCCACAGAGUAAACAAAUACACACUAGGGUUCGGCUGAUAGACAAUGCCAUCAUCCGUCAACGAUGGCCGACACAUCACGACGCCGAGGCAGAUUCGUGAUGGCACACCACCCACAACCCCCCCAGCCUCACUCCCCCUCUACACUGACAGCAGUAUACAGCCUUACCCGCUAUAAUUCAGGUCUCUGCUUAUAAUGUUGAAAACUAUAUAUUUGUUAGACCUACCUUAUUUUAUUCAUGCAGUCAUUUACAAAUAAAACGUAUAUAAACUAUAGAAACAGGAAAAAAAAACAAUAUUAAUAAACUUAUUUAGGCAUCAGCUUCAGUCAAAACUGGAAUGGGGAAAGUUCAAAUUUAUUAUUUAUUCUCACUGAUUCUCACAGAUGUAAAUUUAGUUUUCUGAAAAUACCUGUUCUUUCUGAUUGUGAUCUAAAAUAAGAGGCUGUUUGGAUCAUCAGUGUGUAAUCUAAAACCAUUCCAAAUCUUCACAUUUUGGUUUGUGCCAUAGUCAUUGGUUCAUUAAUGUGCUUAUCUAUAAAGGGGGCAGGGGCAGGAGUCACCGAUCUUCCCCUUUGGUGUUCGUAAAAUCCCUGGUUAUGGGGAAAAAUGCUCAAUUAAUCAGUCUUAUUAAUGUCAUGAUAAUAUAUUUCACCUGUUGUCAGUAGAUGUAAGCCCACAGCUAAGACUGAUCUUUAUGGCUGCCUCAGCAUAUAGCAGUCAUUAUGCAAAUUUACCUUAAUACAAGAGGCAGUUUAUAGCACUUUCUUUACCUUUAUUUUCUAAAUGAGCUUUACUAUCACAAGGCUGAAGGCAAUGUAGAUUGUAUAUCUGCAUUUCAAAGCAGAUGUAUUGUGGACCCUUUUUUAUGUGCAAGGGUACAUCUUAGAUUUUCAAAGAGGAUUUGUGAAGUUUCACAGUAAAUUAAAUUACAUAACCAGUCAUUAGAAUUAGAAUAACUUUUAGUUAUACAAAUGUACACAGUACACAAGAGUUUAAGAUCAGCGCAAGAACAUACAAGAUGCAACUUGAGAUGAAUUUCAUAAAUGAAUGAUAAUAAGAAAAGGAUGUGGCAAACAUUUGGCUCAAAACACCAACAGAACAGGAUGGAAUGUACCAUGUCCAAGUGUCCUGUUCAGAUUUUACUUACACAUUUGGCAAUUACAUAUACAGCACUUGUAAUGAAAUAAAUUUAUCCAAAACUGAUUCUCAGGUUCCUUUGCAGUCAGACAUUUAUUUUUAUUUGUUUGAAUAAAGAACAAAUAAAUAGCUGCUCAGCAAAAAUACUCUUCUUUCUAUUGUACCACUCAAACUUUAUCUUCAUGUUUUGGCCAAAACUAUUUGUUCUGCAGAAUACAAAAGCUGAUUUGAUCAGCAAGCUUUCUAAUAAAACAUACCAAUGAAUUAUACAAACUGGGCCCAAACAACCUAAUAGCCACUGCAAUGCACCAGGGAAUGAUAACUUCCAUACUUGAAGAGAAGAGCUUGAUAUCAUAAAUGGCAAGCAUGCAUAGUUCUUUCUGGCUUUAAAAAGUAAGCAAAAGCAAUAUUGAGCCUAAAAAUGUGUCUCUAUGCAUUCUGCCUUCAACUCAGUAUGAACUAUAUAUUCUGUUGGUUAUCUAUAUAUUAUUGAUAAUUUAUGUAUGUGUUGUUAAUCUCAGUGCCUGAACAGCAGGAGAGAUUAUGUUCCGUAUGUCUAAGGUUGUAAAUCUAGUAUGUUGUGCACUCUGUUGGAGGUAAAUAUAACCUAUGUUGACUUGUUAUUUAAACAUAAAUGACAAAUUAGGCUGUCUCUGUUCAUACUGUACACGUUUGAUCCAUGUUCUAGUCUGUGUUGUGUUCAUUAGCACUGUAUUUGUGUAAGUGAAUGGACUUUGUCUGAAAGUUGCGUGAAUGUUGAACUAUGUUCAAGGUUCUUUUCUCCUUUCCCAUUCUUCAGAGUCCUUCAUCAUGGUCACAGCUGACCACAACACAGCAAAUAAGAACAUGACAGCUUUAUAACCUAAUUGCAUGUUAGGAAGAACAUGACAGCUUUAUAACCUAAUUGCAGUGAAACUGAGGCACAAAAAUAUCAGUAAACUAAAGUUUACACAGUACUAUUCAAAAAACCUGCAAUUUGUAGCUUAAUGUUUGUAAACUGAACAUCUCACUGAGGCACGCGAAGAAGCUGGAGUCGCAGGUUAAGUAGAACGUAAGGUAGCACAGAACCAAGUGAAACUUUUUGAAUUAGUGUAUGUCUAAAGUUUUUUUUUUUUUACUUUUCAAGAAAUCAGAAUUUGGCAGUUUAAAGUUUGUAAACACUGGGCAACCCAAGUGUGGCACGUUAUGAAGCUGGAUUGUUCAGCCAGCUAAAUUCUGGUUAAUUUAAGGCAUCACUGAGCUUGUUUUAAGAAAGCUUUGAUUAUUUCAAGACUACCAUAAGGAGAUCUUGUAUAACCACCACCCACCCGAUGCAAGAAUGCUGAGUCUACUUAUAUGGAAAGUGAUACAGUAAUAAUGAUGUAACUUAUGCUACAGUUUGCAGCUGCAUGCAUUUGUAAUGUUUUGACUAUUUUGAUGUACUGUGUGACGUUCAAGUCAGAAUCAGUGUUUGUAUUUGAAAUAUGCAAAACUAUACUUGUACGACAAUUUACUGUGAUCUACAACUAAGAUUUCAUGUACUUGGAAAGGAUGUCAGGACAUCACAAACAUAUCAUAAAUUCAACUCCCAAAGUUCAGUAACAAUAAUAAUAGAAUUCUUUUUAUUCAUCAAUAUGAGCAAAAUGAUUUAAACAUGUUUAAAUAUCCACUUCUCAGGAUGGGAGGGUGCUGGGGAUUGCUUGCAAAGAAAUUAUAUCAAAUAUUUAAAGUUUAUUUUACUUAUAUUUUGUUAACAAAUAUUUUUUAACAGAUUGCUUGAAGUUUAAUAUUAAUUAGGUUUUCAGCUUCCAUUUCUAGCAUCUUUUUGUGAGCAUCAUAAUAAAGUGUAAGAUUUAGCCACAUUCACACAGGCUUGCUCAUGUAAUCAGAGGUAACAGUAUUACAUUACUGUAACACCAUGCACAUCUCAUCUGUAAAUUGCAUCAAAAACAUUGAGAAAAAUCCAGGAACUACAAUGGGCUGAAAUGUGCUAACUUUUCAUGUAAAUGUAUAAUGUAAGCAAACGAAAUAAACUGGUGGUGUUUAUUGUUCACAUUUAUUCAUGAAAUUAAAUAAACAACAUAAUGGACAGAUGCUACACUGAGGAACCAAGGACCGCUCAAAGAGCAGUUUAAAAAUAACCACACCCUCACUGUGGACACCUGGUCUUUUGCUCAUGUUCCUGAAGUAAUUAUGAAUGGGUGCAUGUGCACAUUUUAAUUAAAACAAAAAUAAUAACAACUAAAUGACAUUUUAGCAUUCUGUCUACCCAAAGAAAUUGUGUCCAUAAA